AUGUCAGCACAACCAGCACCCACACGCCCUGCACCCGAUCGACGCUCGUCCACAGCUCCCAAACGCACCUCGCUCCUCCCAAAACCGUCGUCAAUCUUCGUAGAUGGCUCUGUGCUCAUCGCACAACACGCCCAACUGACCGGCACAUACCCCAUCACAAUCGGCUCAAGUACAGUCCUCCACCCCCACAGCAAGUUGAGCAGCGCAAUUGCACCGGUAGUUGUGGGCGAAGGCUGUGUGGUUUAUGAGCGAGCCAAAGUGGGCGUGGGCAUGGGUCCUGAGCCCGACGCCGAGACCAAGCGCAUCAGUAUGAUCUCGGCGCGGAGCAGCGCGAGCAUCCGGGACUCGAUGAGAGCAGAGGGUACUGUGCUAGGGAAGAACGUAGUCGUUGAGUCUAAUGCAAUUGUCGAAGCUGCCGAGAUAGGCGAAGGGAGUGUUGUAGAGGUUGGCGCCCAGGUAGGGAGGGGUAGUAUCAUUGGCAAGUAUUGCACUAUCUCGGCCGCUUCGAUUGUCCCACCGUAUACGCAUUUACCCGACUUUACGGUUGUGUUCAGUGGCUCGGAACGGCGCGUAGACAAGACACUGCAGUUGCGGCCUGAAUUGCUCGAUGCGAAGCUGGCUGUACACUCGAGACAACUGGAUAUGUUCAAGAAACUAAUACCGAACAAUGUGGCGAAGUGGGCAUAA
This is a messenger RNA of Plenodomus lingam JN3, 687 nucleotides long. RefSeq lists its product as uncharacterized. Lineage: Eukaryota; Fungi; Ascomycota; Dothideomycetes; Pleosporales; Leptosphaeriaceae. Gene Ontology annotation, cellular component: dynactin complex. Gene Ontology annotation, molecular function: dynein complex binding. Gene Ontology annotation, biological process: mitotic spindle organization. The record is from RefSeq and is a predicted model, not a curated record.